UCGACUGCCCACGAGAUAGGAAGAGUCAUUAUGAAUCCUUCUUGGGUGUUUCUGAGUGUUUUGGUGUUCUGGAUGGUCUUCUUGGGAAUAAUCCAAGCUGGGUCCAUAGAUGAAACCAGACCGCAUAUAAAGGAUCUUCAUCGCCAGUCACAUCAUUCCCAUGGAAGUGUUAAACACCAUCAGAAGCACCAUAAAGGGCUUAAAACUAGAGCCUCGAACUCCUCCACUUGUAUAAGCGUGUUUGAGCUGGAGCUGAUUUCAAUUACCAGAUGGUUGAACAACACCAACGAGCUGAAAGUGAUCUUCUCACUUAUUCCUCCAUCUGUCAAGCAGUUGAUUCUUCAACAGACCGGCAGUGGAGGUUCCAAUAGCUCUAACCCAGAGAGUCCGGAUAACUCCACGUUGAAUAAUCCGAAUUUGCCUGCAUUGAACGGUUCAGCUGCUUUGGACUUGAACUCAUUCUACGAGGUCUCUGUAGAUUGGCCCAUUUUGACUUACUUUGCCCGCUUGGCUGGAUAUUUCUUAUCCAGAGCUCAUGGGCUUCCAGAAUUAUUCAGCAACUUGCCAAUGCUUCGGGAUGUAUGGAGGGUUUUUCUUCGUGGGCUGUUGAGAGGAGCUGAACGAACAGACGUUUUGCUGGGGAAUCUUCGCGAUCUGUUUGGGUUUACGAACGGAACUAUUAGCAGCAAUUUGUUCAACGUCACCCACUGGGAGCAAGUGUUGUCUCCAUCUGGUAUUGCACAUGUUGUAGAAGGAGGUAUUGAGACUUUGGCUAAUAUCCCGAGUAUUUUAGGGUAACAUUCAACCACAACAGUUUAGAAAAUUACAUAUUUUUAUGGCUAAAUAAAUCGAAUCAAUUCAUUUAAAAAUGCCUCACACAGCAGAUUCCUAUCGAGAAAGACCGCUAAUUAACUAACCGAAAAAAACAAGAUUUAGUCAUUAAUGGGCAUGGCGUUUUUCCAUUUUCCCCCCAUUACGUAAAAGCCGACAUUACAUCCAACGCAAAUCGGAUUUUCCAGUCCAAAUUACUGUAAUUAUUAUAUUGCUUUGUUUUCACGAUUUAAUUUCGUACGCAUUUAAGAUGUAAAAUUAUUAUUGCCUAAUUAAACCAUCACACCAGU
Molecule: messenger RNA, 1121 nt
Organism: Dendroctonus ponderosae (mountain pine beetle)
Lineage: Eukaryota; Metazoa; Arthropoda; Insecta; Coleoptera; Curculionidae
Exons: 5
Coding region: 31-798 (255 amino acids)
Source: RefSeq, a predicted model, not a curated record